AUGGCAACAAAGAUAUUAGUAAACUUUUCAUUUCUUGCAUCACUUAUCAUCCUGUUUCUUCUAACAGUAACAAGCCAUGGAUUCUCAAUAAAAGAAGCAAGCGUAGAUGAUAUUCAACUUGCUUUUAAGCAAAACCAACUCACUUCAACGCAACUAGUUGAGUUCUAUAUUGAAGAAAUCCGUCAACUCAAUUCUGUCCUAAACGGAGUAAUAGAAAUAAAUCCUGAUGCGCUCUAUCAAGCUAAUAAGGCUGAUUAUGAGCGAAAAGCAAAGGCACCUGGUUCGCUGAUUGGCUUGCAUGGUAUUCCUAUCCUUUUGAAGGAUAAUAUUGGAACCAAGGAUAAGCUAAACACAACGGCUGGUUCAUUCCCGCUGUUUGGAUCAGUAGUGCCUCGCGAUGCAGGUGUGGUUUGGAAGUUAAGGAACGCAGGAGCUAUCAUUUUGGGAAAAGCUAGCAUGACUGAAUGGGCUGCUUUUAGGUCUCUCACGUUACCUAAUGGGUUUAGUGCUAGAGGUGGCCAAGGAAAGAAUCCUUAUGUUUUGUCUGCGGAUCCAUGUGGGUCAAGUAGCGGGCCUGCAAUAUCAGUAGCAGCAAAUUUGGUAGCAGUGUCGUUAGGGACUGAGACAGAUGGAUCCAUUUUAUGUCCUUCAAAUGCUAAUUCUGUUGUGGGUAUAAAGCCAACAGUUGGUCUCACUAGCAGAGCUGGGGUUGUUCCUAUUUCUUUCAGACAGGACACCAUUGGGCCAAUCUGCAGGACAGUAAGGGAUGCUGUCUAUGUUCUUGAUGCCAUUGUAGGAGUUGAUUAUAAUGAUGGUGCUAUUAACAAUUCCCUUUCAAGUAUUGGUUCCUCCUCCUCAAAUAUCGGCAUUAGUGAGAGUCAAUGGAGAGAUAAGGGUGACUGUAAUUCUUGGAGAGAAAAGGGUGGAGACUCUCAACAAAAAAUCUCAGUCAAAGGACAAAUAUUGUGUGAUAACAUAGUUCUACCGGUAACCAGUUCAAGUUCAAAAUGUGUUCCGCAAGAUCCUCUAAAAACUCAACCACUGCAAGAUUUUUCUGAAAAAUCAAACUUUUCUCUGUUUUUCUGUAUAAAUAGUCUAGAUACUAAGCUCUGUAUAAAUAGUCUAGAUACUAAGCUUAAGAAAGAUAUCAAGGUUUUGUUUUUUGUUUUUGUAUCCACGUUCAUUCUUCACACCAUGACUACUUCUACCCUAUCUCUCAAUGUUGGCAACUUUAUCACCCUUCGACUCACCUCAAACAAUUACCCUUUGUGGCGUGAACAAGCACUGGCUCUUGCUGAGAGUCAAGACAUAGUAGGACACCUCACAAAUGAAGAUCUUGCUCCAAAUAGAUAUACAAAUACAACUACAGAAAAUUCAACACUUCAACUAACAGAUGAAUUUGUACAAUGGCGAAAGACAGAUCGGCUUCUUCGAGGGUGGCUUAUUGGCACACUUUCGGAAGAGGCCCUUGCACUUGUUGUUGGACUCGACACAGCCCAUGCUCCAUUGGAAAGCCAGUUUCUGACAAAGAAAAGGUGUUCUGUCUUCUCACAAGUCUUGGUCCUCAAUAUGAUUUCUGACAAAGAAAAGGUGUUCUGUCUUCUCACAAGUCUUGGUCCUCAAUAUGAAAUAUUCACAACAACCAUGUUGAAGCCUCCUCUACCAUCAUAUGCCGAGUUAGUCUCUCAGUUACAGAAUCAUGAUCAAAGGCGCAACUUAUUCUCUAAUCACACAGACAUGUCAGCUUCAUCUCUUACUCAUCAUAUGGCUUUUUUCGGGCAACAGCAGCAACGCCCACAACUUAAUCAUUCAGGCUAUCGUGGAUCAUCCCAAAAAUUCACUUCCAACGGCCGUGGGUUCCAAGCCCAACAGCGAAGAGACUUAUCGGCAGCAAAUUCACAACGUCGACCUCCACCCCCUGGUGAACGUCGUAUGACAUCUGCAGAGAGGGAACAAUAUCGUGACCAACAAUGUCAGUACUGUGGGGUAAUGGGUCAUGUUGCUAAGAUAUGUUGGUGGGUGCCAAAGAAAUCCACUCAACAAAAUGAAAUUCCACAAGCCCUUGCAGCACUCACUUUGGAUACCUCUGUUACUGACACUGAAUGGACAACUGAUACAGCAGCUUCCAAUCAUAUGACAGGCCAUAAUGAAAAACAUAAGGCAUAUAAAUGCUAUCAUCCUUCGAGCAAAAAGACAUUUAUCUCUCGACAUGUGGUCUUUGAUGAGUCAGUGUUUCCAUAUAAAAGUAAUAACAAGUCUGUGAUAAAUCAGUUGCAGGUGAAUACCAUUUUUGAUACUUGGUUAUCACAUACUAGCAAAUCUUCUUUUACAGAGUCAAUUCCAGACCCUUCCAUACCUCCAUGUCAAAGUCCAAUAUUGCCAGUUGAUACCAGUACUCCACAAAAUGACACACGGGGCAGUGAAGAAAUGAGUAUGGCCGACACUGAGUCACAUAGUCCUAGUCUGUUGAGCACACCUGAAACAAAUCCUUUACCAGAACCUCAAGAAUCUCAUGGGUUUGUUCUAGCAAUAGAUCCCCAAGUUGUGAGUGAGUCACCACAAUCUUCCUAUCAUAGCCUUUCCCCAGCAAGGUCGUUCGUCCAUCCCAUGGUCACUCGGUCUAAAUUAGGUGUAGUCAAACCAAAUCCCAAACAAGAAGGUGCAAUUCUUGCAGACCAUCUGGAAAUAGCCAACAUUACUACUAUCUUAAAUCCUAAUGCAAGUGGUGAAGCAAUAGCAUUGAUAGCUGAGUUUAAAAUAUCUUUGAACGCUUACUUGCAAUCGCUUGUUGCUUCUCCUGUUCGAAGCUUGGCUGAUGUUAUAGCAUUCAACCAGAAAUUUGCAGAUGCGGAAAAACUGGAGGAAUUUGGGCAAGACAUAUUUCUUGCGGCUGAGGCAACAAAUGGGAUUGGGAAAAAAGAAAGGGCAGCAUUGUUAAAUUUAGAGAAACUGACAAGAGAAGGAUUUGAAAAGCUGAUGUGGGAGAAGAAGCUAGAUGCAUUGGUGACUCCAGGCUCAGGAGUUGCUAGUGUUCUUGCAAUUGGAGGAUUUCCAGGAAUCAAUGUCCCUGCAGGAUAUGAUUAUGAGGGUGUGCCUUUUGGUAUUAAUUUUGGAGGAUUGAAGGGUACUGAACCAAAACUAAUUCAAAUUGCUUAUGGCUUUGAGCAAGCCACUAAUAUUAGAGAGCCUCCAACAUUCAAGCCUUGAAGCUACACUUGUAAUGUUUUUUUUUUUUUUUAAAAAAAAAAGAAGAAAUCUAACUAACUAACAUAAUGGUCAUGUUGUUGUCUUAGAAAUUUUAGUUCCAUGUGCUUAAGGAAAAAUAGCAACAACUUAGU
Molecule: messenger RNA, 3338 nt
Organism: Jatropha curcas
Lineage: Eukaryota; Viridiplantae; Streptophyta; Magnoliopsida; Malpighiales; Euphorbiaceae
Source: RefSeq, a predicted model, not a curated record